This is a messenger RNA of Selaginella moellendorffii, 1677 nucleotides long. Its product is annotated as proline--tRNA ligase, chloroplastic/mitochondrial. NCBI's taxonomy places the organism in Eukaryota, Viridiplantae, Streptophyta, Lycopodiopsida, Selaginellales, Selaginellaceae. The coding region runs from base 22 to 1677 and encodes 551 amino acids. Gene Ontology annotation, biological process: prolyl-tRNA aminoacylation. The record is from RefSeq and is a predicted model, not a curated record. Gene Ontology annotation, molecular function: proline-tRNA ligase activity; ATP binding. The transcript has 11 exons. Gene Ontology annotation, cellular component: cytoplasm; aminoacyl-tRNA synthetase multienzyme complex; mitochondrion.
AAAAUUUUAGGGCUUUAUGCUAUGGUGUCGAGGGCUUUGUGCGCCUUGCCAGUGCUGGGAUGCGUCGGUGGAUCGUCCGUGCGAGCUGCGAUGGGCGCCAGGGGGAUUGCUGCUGGCGCCCUCAUCUGGAGCUCCCGAAAGAGGUGUUUUUGUUCGAUUCACGCGAAUGCAGGUAGCAAUGCGAGCGCCACCGCCGUGGAGGAUGCCGAAAUCCGUCCCGCAAAGAAGCCGGUGGACGAGGCCGUGACGCCGAGGAGCCAGGAUUUCAGUCGAUGGUACCUGGAUGUGAUUGACGCUGCCGAGCUCGCGGAUUAUGGGCCUGUGCGAGGAACUAUGGUGAUUCGACCUUACGGCUAUGCGAUUUGGGAGUUUGUCCAGUCAUGGCUCGACGCAAAAUUCAAGGAGACUGGACAUUCCAACAUGUACUUCCCACAGCUCAUUCCAUACUCGUUCAUCGAGAAAGAAACAAGCCAUGUCGAAGGAUUUAGCCCCGAGCUUGCACUGGUGACUAUAGGCGGAGGGAAAGAGCUAGAAGAGAAGCUUGUGGUGAGACCAACGAGCGAAACCAUGGUGAAUCACAUGUUUGCUCAGUGGAUUCGAAGUCAUCGGGAUCUUCCACUGCUGGUCAAUCAGUGGGCAAACGUGACGAGAUGGGAAAGAAGAACGAAGCCUUUUAUCAGAACACUAGAGUUUUUGUGGCAAGAAGGCCACACGGCCCAUGCAACAGCGCAAGAAGCUGAAGAGGAGGCUCUUCGAAUGAUAGAGGUCUAUCGGACUUUUGCUGUCGAACAAGCUGCGAUGCCAGUGAUCGUAGGCCGUAAGUCGAGACUUGAAAGAUUUGCGGGCGCUACCUGUACGUAUACUAUUGAAGCCAUGAUGGGAGAUCGAAGGGCGUUGCAAGCUGGUACAAGUCACAACCUUGGCCAAAAUUUUGCCCGAGCUUUUGAGACUCAGUUUACGGAUGUAAAUGGUGAUUUGCAACAUAUCUGGCAGACGUCCUGGGGAAUGAGCACCCGCAUGGUAGGAGGCAUUAUCAUGACACACGGCGACGAUAAAGGAUUGAUGCUUCCUCCAAAGCUUGCUCCCAUCCAGGUUGUGAUCGUGCCAAUUUGGAAGAAGGGUGACGAACAAGAAUCUGUUUUACAAGCGGCUCAUAAGGUCGAGAGUCUUGUGAGGGCCGCCGGCAUUCGGGUCAAACUGGACACAUUUGAUCAAAGAACUCCGGGAUGGAAGUUCAACCACUGGGAACUGAAGGGAGUACCGAUUCGAAUUGAAAUCGGGCCCAAAGACGUUGCAAACAACUCAGUUGUAGUUGCUAGAAGAGAUGUUCCCGGCAAGGCAGGGAAAGAAUUUGGCAUAUUUAUGGAGAGAAGCGUUUUGAUUGAUCACUUGCGAGCCAAGCUGGACGACAUUCAGUCAAGUUUGUUGGCCAGAGCGACUGAAUUCCGAGACAGUAACAUAGUGGAUGUCAAUUCUUACGAGGAGCUCAAGGCUGUGAUUGCCGAGGGAAAAUGGGCGAGGGGCCCAUGGUGUGGGAGUGAUGACAACGAGACCACUGUGAAAGAAGAAACUGGAGCCACCAUUCGAUGCUUCCCAUUCGACCAGCCAGAGGCAAAGACGUGCAUUUUCACAAACAAAACUACCCAUGAGGUGGCCAUUUUUGCGAAGUCCUAUUAA